ACUCUGGGUUUGACAGACACAAGAGACACAAUUUCUUACACAUAUUGAGCGACGUCAAGUCACAUAUAACUCAGUUGACAACAUAAACAUAAGUUUUGAAAUUCGCCAAAUUUGGUUUUUAGUUUCGGCCAGAGAUAGGAAAUCCUGCCAGCGAAGAGUGGCAGAAUGGAGGAGUAUUCGCGGGAACCGUGUCCCCAUCGCAUCGUGGAUGAUUGCGGCGGAGCUUUUGCCAUGGGCUGCAUCGGCGGCGGGGUCUUCCAUGGACUCAAGGGUUUCCGGAACGCACCACAAGGCAUUGGACGCAGGGUCGCCGGAAGUGUGGCAGCCAUUAAGAGCAAGUCUCCGGUGGUAGCUGGAAGUUUCGCCGCCUGGGGUGCAGUGUUCAGCAUUGUGGACUGCAGCCUGGUCCACCUGCGCCAGAAGGAGGAUCCCUGGAACUCGAUAGUGAGUGGAGCAGUCACUGGCGGAGUUCUGGCCUGCCGCAAUGGACUGGCUGCCAUGACAGGGAGUGCAAUUAUCGGGGGCGUACUGCUCUCAAUGAUCGAGGGUGUGGGCAUAUUGUUUACGCGGUUCGCGGCGGAUCAGUUCCGAAAUCCUGCGCCGCCGACCAUGUCUGAGUCCAAUGGAGGAUACGGCGACUUCGACUCCUCAUCCGGGCUUGGAUUUCCUGGUGCUCAGCAGGCCACUGCAACAAGCUAAAUUCCGAUUUUUGUUUUCUGGGGAUUUAAUUACCUAGUGCUUUUUUGAUAGGUUUCACACCGUCAGAUUUAGCAAAAAAAAUAUCUAUUUGAGAAUAAUCCAAGAAAAUAAAAUAUCGACAAUAAAUUCGUUUAAGCAACA
This is a messenger RNA of Drosophila erecta, 840 nucleotides long. RefSeq names its product mitochondrial import inner membrane translocase subunit Tim17-B (gene Tim17b2). Gene Ontology annotation, molecular function: transmembrane protein transporter activity. Bases 166 to 699 code for a protein of 177 amino acids. Gene Ontology annotation, cellular component: mitochondrial inner membrane; TIM23 mitochondrial import inner membrane translocase complex. The record is from RefSeq and is a predicted model, not a curated record. The transcript has a single exon. Gene Ontology annotation, biological process: protein import into mitochondrial matrix. NCBI's taxonomy places the organism in Eukaryota, Metazoa, Arthropoda, Insecta, Diptera, Drosophilidae.